Molecule: messenger RNA, 1662 nt
Organism: Aspergillus ruber CBS 135680
Lineage: Eukaryota; Fungi; Ascomycota; Eurotiomycetes; Eurotiales; Aspergillaceae
Product: splicing factor cactin
Exons: 5
Coding region: 1-1662 (553 amino acids)
Biological process (GO): mRNA cis splicing, via spliceosome
Cellular component (GO): spliceosomal complex; cytoplasm
Molecular function (GO): protein binding
Source: RefSeq, a predicted model, not a curated record
AUGUCGUCGCGACUUCCGGACAGAUCGAGCAUGAAACGAAGCCGCUCCCGCUCUCCGUCAUCCUGGCGACAACCCCAGAAAGUCCCGCGCAAAUACGAUGAAGGCGACCGACGGCGAGAAUGGGACAAUCGACCAUCGCAGGGUCAACCGCGGAACAUGAAAGACCAGCUGCGAUUGAACCAGCUACAAGAGGACGAGCAGGUACGGGAGUGGGUGGCGCAAGAGGACAUCUUCGUUCUCAAACAGGCCAAGAAGAAGGCAGAGAUUCGCGUCAAGGAAGGUCGUGCGAAACCUAUAGACUGGCUCGCAGUGACCCUGCGAGUGAUUGAUCCGACGAGGGACCCGCUGGACGAUGAAAUUGCAGACUCGGAGCUUGAUCUGGUGGAUCCAGAUGGGGUGUUUGAAGGAUUGUCGCAGGGGCAACUGGGUGACCUAGAGAAGGAUAUUGAUAUUUUUUUACAUCUGGAGAACAACUCUCAGAACAGGGAAUUCUGGAAAACUAUGAAGAUUAUAUGUCGAGAUCGCCAAAAGACGACCGCCCCUCAAGAACGUGCCCUCAACUCUGUCGCCGCUGAUAUUAACCGACUCCUCAGUCCGAAAUCAUACGAACAACUUCUGACGUUGGAGGUGCAGGUCAAGAAGAAGCUGGACUCCAACGAACCUAUCGAUACUGAUUACUGGGAAGAACUACUCCGCAGUCUGGGAGUAUGGAAGGCUCGGGCGAAACUGAAAAAGGUCUACCAGGCUGUCAUCGAAGAACGUGUUCGGGGAUUACGCCAACAACAAGCGGAAGAAGCUGAAUCGGUCCGCGCCAAGCUUGCUCCUCUUGCGCCAGUAAUCGAAACGGGCUUGGAUGAGAAGGCAGCUGAAAUUGUUGAUGAGGAUGAAUUCCAAGGACUGGAUCCUGAUUCCCUGCUACAAAUCCGUCCUGAGGAUAAGGUUUUUGAGAUAGUCGAUGAGAGUGCCUUUUUGAACCAAAUGGCUCGCGAGCGUCAAAAGAUCAUGAAAAUGGGCUUCGUUCCUCUUCGCCAGCGACAGGCAGAGAAGCCAUAUACAGCUGCGCCGGUCAACCAGACAUCUAAUGCGCCAGUCACGGGCGCAAUUUCUCGUUUCUCCGCGAUUCCGAAUGAGGACUUCUCGCAAGCGACUAAGGCACUUUACGAGAGGGAACUUGCCAAGGGUGUUAGCGAGAACGAAGAGAUCUUUACCGGCGAAGAGGCUGUCAGCACCAACACACGUCCGCAAUGGGCCAGCAAAUACCGACCGCGCAAACCACGAUACUUCAACCGGGUCCAGAUGGGCUAUGAAUGGAACAAAUACAACCAAACGCAUUACGACCACGAUAACCCGCCACCGAAGGUUGUCCAGGGAUACAAGUUUAACAUCUUCUAUCCAGAUCUUAUCGACAAGACCAAGGCUCCGACGUACAAGAUCGAACGCGAGCAUGGGAGAAAACGUGGGCAGUCGUUUGCCCAGGCCGGGGAGGAGGACACAUGCCUCAUUCGGUUUAUGGCAGGACCGCCGUAUGAGGACAUUGCGUUCCGGAUUGUUGACAAGGAGUGGGACUAUAGUGCUAAGAGGGAGCGAGGUUUCAGGACUACUUUCGACAAGGGCAUCUUGCAACUGCAUUUCCAAUUCAAGAGGGUCUAUUACCGCAAGUGA